Molecule: messenger RNA, 1779 nt
Organism: Sciurus carolinensis (gray squirrel)
Lineage: Eukaryota; Metazoa; Chordata; Mammalia; Rodentia; Sciuridae
Gene: Matn1
Product: matrilin 1
Exons: 8
Coding region: 1-1491 (496 amino acids)
Molecular function (GO): calcium ion binding
Source: RefSeq, a predicted model, not a curated record
AUGAGGGCCGCCUCUGGCACCAGCCUGGCGCUCUGUGGCCUGCUGCUGCUGCUCCAGCCCCCGCCAAGCCUCGGCCUCACCCCCCCGUCCAGAGGGCACCUCUGCCGCACGCGGCCCGCGGACCUGGUGUUUGUCGUGGACAGCUCGCGCAGCGUGAGGCCCGUGGAGUUUGAGAAGGUGAAGGUGUUCCUGUCCCAGGUCAUCGAGUCGCUGGAUGUGGGACCCAACGCCACCCGGGUGGGCGUGGUCAACUACGCCAGCGCCGUCAAGCAGGAGUUCCCGCUGCGGGCGCACAGCUCCAAGGCCGCGCUGCUGCAGGCGGUGCGCCGCAUCCAGCCGCUGUCCACCGGCACCAUGACCGGCCUGGCCCUCCAGUUCGCCAUCACCAAGGCCUUCAGCGACGCCGAGGGCGGGCGCUCCCGGUCCCCCGACAUCAGCAAGGUGGUCAUCGUGGUGACAGACGGGCGGCCCCAGGACAGCGUGCGCGACGUGUCUGCGCGGGCCCGGGCCAGCGGUAUCGAACUGUUCGCCAUUGGUGUGGGCCGCGUGGACAAGGCCACAUUGCGGCAGAUGGCCAGCGAGCCGCAGGACGAGCACGUAGACUACGUGGAGAGUUACAGCGUCAUCGAGAAGCUGUCCAAGAAGUUCCAGGAGGCCUUCUGCUUGGUGUCGGACCUGUGUGCCACGGGGGACCACGACUGUGAGCAGGUGUGCAUCAGCUCCCCAGGCUCCUACACCUGUGCCUGCCACGAGGGCUUCACCCUCAACAGUGACGGCAGGACCUGCAACGUCUGCAGUGGAGGUGGUGGCAGCUCGGCCACUGACCUGGUCUUCCUCAUCGAUGGCUCCAAGAGCGUGCGGCCAGAGAACUUCGAGCUGGUGAAGAAGUUCAUCAACCAGAUUGUGGACACCCUGGAUGUGUCCGACAGGCUGGCCCAGGUGGGGCUGGUGCAGUACUCGAGCUCCGUGCGCCAGGAGUUCCCGCUGGGCCGCUUCCACACCAAGAAGGACAUCAAAGCGGCCGUGCGGAACAUGUCCUACAUGGAGAAGGGCACCAUGACCGGCGCGGCCCUCAAGUAUCUCAUCGACAACUCCUUCACUGUGUCCAGCGGGGCGAGGCCCGGUGCCCAGAAGGUGGGCAUUGUCUUCACUGACGGCCGGAGCCAGGACUACAUUAAUGAUGCUGCCAAGAAGGCCAAGGACCUUGGCUUUAAGAUGUUUGCUGUGGGCGUGGGCAAUGCCGUGGAGGACGAGCUGAGGGAGAUCGCCUCGGAACCCGUGGCCGAGCACUACUUCUACACAGCCGACUUCAAGACCAUCAACCAGAUCGGCAAGAAGUUGCAGAAGAAGAUCUGUGUGGAGGAGGACCCGUGUGCCUGUGAGGCCAUUGUGAAAUUCCAGGCCAGAGUGGAGGGGCUGCUGCAGGCCUUGACCAGGAAGCUGGAGGCCGUCAGCAAGCGGCUGGCCGUCCUGGAGAACAGAGUCGUCUAAGGCCGCCGUCCCCGCCUGGCCUCUCCACCUCCGCACGCGAGCUUGGCUCAGAGUCCUGCGGAGUCCCUGCGCUGGGUCGGCUCCAGCCCGGGCUGGGGCCGUCAGGAGCCUGGGACAGUUCGGGAGCACGUGCAUGUGCCCGAGGGAGGGCGUGUGUCUGGGAGCCGGGGUGUGUGCACGAGUGAGACCGUGGGGACCGAGCGCCCGAGACCGUGUGUGCCUUCCUUUCCAGUCAAAAGCCUAAUAUAUUCCGAUAUUUUUUUAGUUAACCCCUUCUUGACCCGGAGU